Messenger RNA from Porites evermanni, 724 nucleotides. The record is from the annotation of a GenBank genome assembly. NCBI's taxonomy places the organism in Eukaryota, Metazoa, Cnidaria, Anthozoa, Scleractinia, Poritidae.
AUGGCUGCGCAUCAAGCCACCGUCCCCAGUACGGUAACGCCAACGCCAUCGCCGUCAGCCGCAGUAGAGCAGGUUGUGCAAAACGAAGUCCUCUCAUAUACAACAGGUACAACUGAACAGGCACCCCUACCAGCAUUGCUUGGGGUUGGCGAUCAGCCUAGCCACCCCUUCUCUAGCAUAGCUAGCUGUUAAUCUAGGUUCUCGUGUGACCGCUAAAAUCAAAGCGAAAAUCUGGGCAAAUGAAUAUAUUGACUUUGGGGCACUGCUCUCUGUCGCACCCCCUCGAGAAAAGUUUGCUCUUUCCAUGGUUUUCAGUGGGGGUGCUGUAAAUCAACCACAGUUAACUCUCGAGCCUUAUCAAACACCGAAAAAGGUGACUAAUAUCAGCCAGUGGCUCACCGCUUUUAACACGUUUGUAUCCAUUUAUUCCGUAAAAUGUUCCCAGGAUGCCCCUAAGCUAAUGAAAUAUUGCGAAGUGGUGCGUGACCUUGCUAAUAAGUCUGGGGACUGGAUUUUCUAUGAUGAGCAGUUUCGUUAUUUGCGACAAUCGUCUCCUGAACUUUACCCGUGGGAUCAAAUUCAUUGGGAGCUAUGGCUACGUGCCAUGACUAAUUUUGGAGCCAAAUCACAAUCUUUCACCGGUAGUGAUGGGACAACCCCGCUGGGGCGAUUUCGAACCUCCACUCCCCCCUUUCCUAGGGGGACCUGUUGGUCAUUUCAUUCA